UAUAACUAUGUGUGGUGUUAAGGUGUUUUCAUAACGGUUCUUCAUACUGAGUUGAGAGAGGUGAAGCGAUGAAAAGGGAUAGAAAAGGCGAGAUUUGGGAUUUCGAGCAUGAACUGCCAGGCGACGGUGGUAGUGGUGGUGGCGAUCAGAAACUAAUACUAGGGUUGGAUGGUGGGACGACUAAGACGAUAUGCAUAUGCAUGCCUAUCAUCCCUUUCACUCCAAACCAUUCUCCGCCUGUUUAUGCUCGUGCUGUUGCCGGCUGCUCCAAUCACAAUAGCGUCGGAGAAACUGCUGCAAGGGAGACACUAGAGCAAGUUAUGGCAGAAGCUCUUUCAAAAUCGGGUUGUAGUAGGUCUGCUGUUCGUGCGGUUUGCUUAGCCGUGUCUGGAGUUAACCAUCCAACAGAUCAGCAACGGAUUUUAGAUUGGCUCAGUGAUAUAUUCCCCAACGACGUUGAAUAUUAUGUUGAGAAUGAUGCCGUGGCAGCUUUGGCUAGCGGAACAAUGGGAAAACUUCAUGGGUGCGUUUUAAUUGCUGGUACGGGAACCAUUGCUUAUGGUUAUACCGAAGAUGGGAGAGAAGCCCGGGCUUCUGGGGCAGGGCCAAUCUUAGGUGAUUGGGGAAGUGGAUAUGGUAUAGCGGCAAAAGCUUUGACAUCAAUAAUAAGAGCUUAUGAUGGGCGCGGUCCAGAAACAAAGCUUACUUACAGCAUCCUUCAUCAACUCCAGCUUUCUUCUCCAGAUGAACUAAUUGGGUGGACGUAUGCUGAUCCAUCCUGGGCUCGGAUUGCAACUUUAGUCCCUGUAGUGGUAUCGUGUGCAGAAGCGGGUGAUCAAGUUGCAAAUGACAUAUUGCUUCAUACUGUUCAGGAGUUAGCGUCAAGUGUUAAAGCUGUUGUUCAGAGACUCGGAUUGUGUGGUAAAGAUGGAAAGGAUGCUUUUCCUCUUGUUAUGGUUGGUAAUGUUCUUGAAGCCAACAGGAGGUGGGAUAUUGGAAAAGAAGUAAUUAAAUGCAUUUCCAAGGAUUUCCCAGGGACGCGCUUAGUUCGGCCAAAGGUGGAGCCUGCUGUUGAAGCAGCAUUGCUCGCUUGGAACUAUCUGAUAGAACAAUACCAGCAGGAGCUUUAAGGCAUCGACUAUGAUUAGUUUCGUGUCCCUUGGGUUGAUCGCAGCCGUAAAACCUGUUGGGCAUUAUUGAUGUCAAGUGGUUACGAAUUGUAUAGUAGUAGCAAGUGAAGAUACAAAAAGUAGAGAAACCAAAAGACACUUAAAAAGAUGAUUUUUUUUUUUUUUUUUGUGUGAUUGUUGUGAUUUAAUCUUUUAUCUUGUGCUUAUACAGUUUUAUAUGUUGUUGAUAAAUAUACGUUCUCGUUUCUUUUAA
This is a messenger RNA of Helianthus annuus (common sunflower), 1383 nucleotides long. RefSeq names its product N-acetyl-D-glucosamine kinase. The transcript has 7 exons. The record is from RefSeq and is a predicted model, not a curated record. Bases 69 to 1130 code for a protein of 353 amino acids. NCBI's taxonomy places the organism in Eukaryota, Viridiplantae, Streptophyta, Magnoliopsida, Asterales, Asteraceae.